ACAUGCACACUCACUCUCUCUUCAAAAGGAGUGAGUGGGUGAGUCCAAGAGGCCUCAUCGCCAUGGCUUCCUCUAACUCUCGAGUCGUCUUCAUCGGCUCCAUGCUCCUUGUCUCCUCCCUUCUCCUCCCCCUCACCUCCGACGGCGCCGCUACUUGCCCUCCCUCCUCCAAACCUAAAUAUCCGAAGCCUCCUAGACACCCCCAUAAGCCCCCCAAAACCAAACCCCCGGUCAUCGGAAAACCGCCCUAUGUCCACCCUCCCAUCGGAAAACCACCCAUCACCAUCCCUCCGGUGAUCGGAAAACCACCUGUCACGGUGCCUCCGGUGAUAGGAAAACCACCCAUCACUGUCCCACCGGUGAUCGGAAAUCCACCCGUGACGGUGCCUCCGGUGAUAGGAAAUCCACCAGUCACGGUGCCACCGGUGAUCGGAUACCCACCGAUAACCGGUCCCCCGGUGAUCCAACCGCCUCCGGUAGGCGGAAGAACACCUUGCCCACCGCCGCCGCCCUUGCUUCCACCUGCGAACCCGCCCCCGGCGAGCUGCCCGGCGGACAGCCUCAAGAUCGGGGCGUGCGUGGACCUGCUCGGCGGCCUGGUCCACAUCGGCCUCGGCGACCCGGUGGCCAACCAGUGCUGCCCGCUGCUGCAGGGGCUGGUGGAGCUGGAGGCCGCCGUCUGCCUCUGCACCACCAUCAAGCUCAAGCUCCUCAACAUCAACAUCUACCUCCCCCUCGCCCUCCAGCUCCUCCUCACCUGCGGCAAAGCCCCGCCGCCCGGCUACACCUGCUCCCUCUAGCCCCCCUCCCACAACCCUAACCCUAAUCCCACAUAUCCAUUGAUCCUCCUCCUCCUCAUCAUUAGAGUAGUGUAGUACUUCUUAAUUAAUUAAUGAUCAUUAAGCUAGGAAUGCCUGCAUUGUUUCUUCGCAUUAUAUUGUUGGCUUGAUCAGUAGUGUGAGUGUGAGAGUGGCUGUGAGUCCGUGAGUGAGUGUGUUAUGGUGAUCUCAUCGAGUGUGUGGGAAUUAAUAAACUAAGUGUUCAUUUCAGCAA
Molecule: messenger RNA, 1053 nt
Organism: Zingiber officinale
Lineage: Eukaryota; Viridiplantae; Streptophyta; Magnoliopsida; Zingiberales; Zingiberaceae
Product: 36.4 kDa proline-rich protein-like
Exons: 1
Coding region: 3-800 (265 amino acids)
Source: RefSeq, a predicted model, not a curated record